UCUGCAGGAGUGUGUACUGCCACUUAGCCCCAUGGCUCAAGAUGGACUGCCAAAAAUUUAUUCUCAUCCUCCAACAGAAAGCAGUAAAAUACCAGCAGAAGCAACCAUUUUCUUUGGGGCUGACACUGUUCCUAUACCAGAAACAACUAUCACAUCUGGAGAUCAUGUCACUUCAGUAAACGACUGCGUUUUAGAGAGUGAUUUUUCAACGCCUGCAGGCAACAAGAUUGUGACUACAAAGGAAAGACUAAAAUCAGAAGAUGAAGCUGAGAACCACAUCAAGUCAACAGCCCCCUUAGAGAAAGAAAUGACCACUCCCGCUGGCACUACAAACUCCACAGCUAAGGAAUAUAAUACUGAAAAUUUCAUUCCACUGAAGGUUGGCAAGAUUUCAUCCCCAGUCACUACUGUUUCUUUAAUAGAUUUUUCCACUAAAACAAAACAAGAUAACCUCUUGGCUACUGCUGACAUCAGGAAUGAAGACAUCUCAAAGCCUGCUGAAAGCUCUGGCACCCUAACAGAAGACACUGUCAGUGUCACUGAGAACACUGCCUCUGCAGCUGAGAGUGGGGAGAUUGACUGUAAUUCUUCCCUCAACCCUUCCAUUCCUGAGGUUGAAGUCUCUCCCUUAACUGAAAAUAACUUCACCACCAUUCCAGACAUAACAGCCCUUGCAGAAGAGAACAUAACUGAAAUUGACCUAGUAGUCUCCCAGGUCAACGCCAAGGCUGUAGCUAAACUAAGUGACACUGAGGAGGAGAAGCUCAUCACUGUGUUCGAACUCACUACCUCUAUUGAAAAAGACCAAGGUAACCUGGAAGAGGCACUAAGUGAUGAAGAGUCCAUUGAUGAAGUCAAUGUUUGGAUGCAGAGACACACAAAAAAGGAAGCAGAAACGAAUUCUGUUUUGCUUACUGCUGCUGAAUCCAAGUACAACUUCACUGUCCCUGCCUCAGAAGCUAUGAACAUGGCAGGAGAGCCAGAUACUGACACAACAAAAGACCUGCCUGAAAAUAAUACAACAGAACCUGUACCUGAGCCAGAUACUGACACAACAAAAGACCUGCCUGAAAGUAAUACAACAGAAUCUGUACCUGAGGACACCGAGUCACUUUCUGACACUCCAAACCCCGAGGAAGACACCUCCACAACUGAAAGUGGUGUCUUCAAACUACUGAAAGAAGAUCCAGACGAGCUCAUGAUGUAAAGGCAGUGCAAGGGGUGUCGCAUAGGACUGCACAAUAACCUGGAAGCCAGUCUCAGCAUGGGGACGUUUUUCCAGCAAGCAAACAUCUUUAAAAAUUGAAAAAAUGUAGCCAUUAAGGCAAGUAUUAGACUUAGAAAAUACAGAGGUCA
Fukomys damarensis (Damara mole-rat) is the source of this 1356-nucleotide messenger RNA. RefSeq names its product calcium binding protein, spermatid associated 1 (gene Cabs1). Gene Ontology annotation, biological process: spermatogenesis. The record is from RefSeq and is a predicted model, not a curated record. Gene Ontology annotation, molecular function: calcium ion binding. NCBI's taxonomy places the organism in Eukaryota, Metazoa, Chordata, Mammalia, Rodentia, Bathyergidae.